AUGCCUUUCCCGCCUGUGCCGCCGCCGCCCGCCCCGGCCCCAGGGGUCCUCGCCGCGCGCCAGCCCCGGAGGCCCAGCGCGCAGCCCGCGCCCUCGCCGCCCGCCGCCGCCGGGGAGAAGAAGCGAAGGUCCCCGGAGAGGCCCGAGGUGCUUUUCUCCAGCUCCUGGCCCUCGGCCACCCUGAAGAGGCCGCCAGCCCGGCGCGGCCCCGGCCCGGCCAGGACUCAGCCGCCCGCCCCUCCGCGCGCCCCGCCCCAGGCCUCGCCCGGCCGCGCGCGGGCUCCGGCCACGUGCGCCUCGCCCCGGCCAGGCGGCUCUGGCUACACCCCGGCGAGGGCCGCCUGCGCGGGGACCUCCGCGGCGACUGGGGCCACCGUCUCGGGGAGCUCGGCGCGGGCAGGCGCCGGGCCGGACGACGCCGUGCGCUUCUCCUUGAGCCUCACCCCCGAGGCUGUCCUGGUCAUCCAGAGGCGCCACCUGGAGAAGCAGCUGCAGGCGCGGCCCCGCAGGCCCUUCCCCUCGCCCUCGGCCGACCCCCGGCGCCUGCUUGCUCCCUGUCCCCUAGCCAGGGCCGCCAGUCCGCGGAGGGGCGGCGCCGCCAGCAGCCCCGACGCAUCCCCAGCCGCGGGCCUUGGCCGCCGACCGUCGCGGUUCCCGCUGCUGCCCGGCGGCCUGCAGGCCCCCGAGCCCGGCCCCCGGCCCGCCGACCUGCGCCCGGUGCUCAAGGUGUCGCUGCUCAACGAGCGGCACAAGUACGACGACGUGGAGUACGAGGAGGAGACCGAGGCCCUGGACGAGGGCCUGGUGCGCAAGUGCACCGAGUGGCUGCGCGGCGUGGAGUCGGCGGCCGCCGCGCGGGACCGGGCCGGGCGCCUGGGCGCGCUGCCUCACCUGAGCACGCUGUGA
Messenger RNA from Propithecus coquereli (Coquerel's sifaka), 906 nucleotides. It is a transcript of the gene PRR18, whose product is annotated as proline rich 18. The transcript has a single exon. Bases 1 to 906 code for a protein of 301 amino acids. Lineage: Eukaryota; Metazoa; Chordata; Mammalia; Primates; Indriidae. The record is from RefSeq and is a predicted model, not a curated record.